Molecule: messenger RNA, 4652 nt
Organism: Drosophila yakuba
Lineage: Eukaryota; Metazoa; Arthropoda; Insecta; Diptera; Drosophilidae
Exons: 5
Cellular component (GO): membrane
Source: RefSeq, a predicted model, not a curated record
AGGAACGCCAUCACAUUGGAUUUCGCGCAGUUUUACUUUAGAGCGGUGCCAAUUAGUGGCCAACAGCAGCAACAACAGCAGCAGCAACAGCACCAGCAGCUCGUGCAGCAGCAAUUGCUAGCCCAGCAGCAGCAGCAACUGCAGAUACAGCAGCUGCAGCAACAAUUGCUGCUGCAGCGACUCGAGCGUGAGUUGCAGCAGAGUUACUCGUGCCUGCGGCAACGUUGGCUCACCGACUACGCAGCCCCCCAUCAGCAGCACCAGCAGUUCGCCCAGCAGCAGCAGCUCUUUGCGGCCCAGCAGCUGCAGCUGCAGCACCAGCAACUGCAGCAACAGCAGCAGCACCAGCAGCACCAGCAGCAACAACAGCAGCAGCAACAGCAGCAGCAGCAGUACAGCUACUACUUCAGUCGCGGUAGCACCAACACCGAUCUGGGUCUCGGACUGGGCCUGGGCUUCGGUCUGGGCAGCGGCAACCUAGCCAGCUGGUACCAUCUGCCGUCCACAUCGGCGCACAUCUAUAUAGGAACCACCAGCAGCGGCGGUGCACCGGCCAGCGCAGCCUAUCCUCCGUAUCCGUACCGGAGCGUGGGCGGCUAUUCCGGAGGAGGUUAUCCGGCAGCGGCGCUAAUCAACUUCGAUGCCUCGCCGACACCGCUGUUAGCCUCAGCGGGAAGUUCACCCGGCUACUUGCCACCAUUGGCCAUUCCGGCAGCCUUACCACCACCGCCACCAGCGCCGAGUGUAGCCACCGAUUAUUACUUCAGCAGCCGGAGCACACGAACCGUUCCGCCACCGGUGGUACCGCCCACUCCGGCGGCCGUUGCAGCAGCGGCAUCAGCAUCAGCAUCAGUAUCAGCGGUCUCCACCUCGCCGUUCCGGGAGUACGGGAGUGCGGCGGAGGAGCUGCAAGCUGGCUAUCGCUACAAGGCCACGCCCCGCAGGCGGUACGACGCCUACGACAACUACGGCUAUCUGCCUGGCUUUGCCAGCACCACUGAAGACGAGGAGGACCUGCUCGAGGAGUGCCUGCCGCAGGAACUGCUCUCCACGGACUGCUCGAGUCUCGAGGAAUUGCGCUUCUUCCAUCUGCAGGAGGAGGACGAAGACGAGGACGACGAGGAGGUUGCCACGCAGCUGGCGCACAUCCUUGACCUGCCGGAUUUUCUACAUCCCUACGGCGGCAGCGGCCGGGACAGCCUGCACAGCCACAAGACGCCGCCGCAACACGAGUACCAAACGGAGCACGGCUCAGCCGCAGCGGGAGGAGCAGGAUCGGCGGGCACAGACGGUCGGAGUGCUGGUGGUCAGUCGCAGCGUGUCCUUGAGGAGCAGCGAUACCAGCCCUACCAAUACCAGCAACAGCAUCAGCAGCAGCAUCAGCAGCAGCAUCAGCAGCAGCAACAGCAGCAACAUCACCAGCAGCAUCAGCCGAACUUCCCACAGCAACAUCAACACUUCCAGCCGUCGCAGCAGCAACUGCAGCAGCAGUCCUACCACUCGUACCAAUAUCCUUCGCAGGACAGCUGCGAGGGCUUCAACCAAUUCGCCAGCAACGCGGGCAGCUGCCUGGGCAAUCAGAGAAUGAUGGUUAGCAAAUUGUGGAACAGCUGCUUCCCGGAGUUCACCCCGGACCAUGUGCAUCGCCACAACUUUUAUCUGUGCCAGUGGCAACGCAACACGCAGGUGCGCAUCGUUUACCUGUUCUACCGAUGGAUAACGGCCAUCACCUGCCUGGCGGCACUGGUCUGCUCCUUGCUGGACAUCGGGCGCACGGACGAGCACUUUGAGCACCACUACGCCAAGUGGUGGAUCUACCUGACCCACUGGGGACUGCUCUUCUGCACAGUGCAGGCCUGGCUGGCCGCCUGGAUAGUGACCCAGGGCAUGAUGGUGGAGCGCGAGGACUUCGAGAUCGUGCGGCAGGCGAAGAAGAGUCGCCUGCACCACUUGUACUGGGUGCUCUACACCUGUGCCACUGUCUACGCGUUCAUCGUCACCAUGUGCUAUUGGCUUCUGGUCCACAAUCCCGAAAUCCACAAGAUCGAUGCGCUGAACAUAAUGGUGCACGUGCUCAACACGAUUAUAAUGCUCAUCGAUUUGGCCAUAGUGGGGCACCCGAUCAAGAUGAGCCACGCCUACUUCACCACUGGCAUUGGCCUGGCCUACGCCAUAUUCACGGGAAUCUAUUUCUUGGCCGGCGGAACAGACAGGAAAAACCAAACUGCCAUCUACCCGAUGAUGGACUGGACCAAGCCGGGCAAGGCGAUUAUAGUGACGGCCUGUGCGAUCAUCUUUACGUUCUUCGUUCACUUCUGCUGUUACCUCCUUUACCGCGGACGCGUCUGGCUCUUCACCAAGCUGUGCAUCCGCGGACGGCACAAUCGGGAUGGUGAAAUGGGUGAGGGCCUCAACGAUGACUCCGGUUCCCGCAUGGGCGGUGGCGGUGGUGGAGGUUCGGCCGGUGGCGGAGGAGCAGCUGGUGGCUCGGUGGCUGGCGCUGGCGCUGUGGGCAGCAGCCAGGAGUACGCCCAUCAGCAGCAGUAUCCGAUUGCCCACACAGAGCAGCCGCGGGCGGGCAGCCACCAACAGCAGCAGCAGCAGCCGCCGGGCAAUUACCAGCUGCCGCCACAGUACUCCGGAUAUCUGCAACAGCCGGUGGUCGCCGGGGUCAAUGUGGGUGUGAUCAGUGCCGAGGGCGUCUACCAGCCCAUUGGCACGGACACUGGACGCACCAGUGGCGGAGGCGAUGGCAAGCACAAGUCCUCUUCGGGAUCAGCAGCUGGAGCAGGAUCGGGACAGGGACAGGGUCAGGGAUCGGGUUCAGGAUCGGGAUCGGGCUCGGCACUGACGCGCACCGUAGCCCACUUGGAUGCGUCGCAACGGGAGCAGUUCCUCAACCCCAACAAAAUCGUCGAGUACAAGAUGUAAAGGCGUUGCACCCGGCACCGGUAUACGUUCCACUUGUCCAUGAAGUUUCUGGAGAAGCACUGUGCCCAGUGCGAGGCGACGCGCAGCGCCAUCUGCGAGGAGGAGCGCCAUUUGGCAUGAGCACAGUGGUUAGUUUUUAGAUUUGCUUUCGAGACGUCUAGCUUUCGAAUACCUGCCAGGCCAAAUCGAUUGAUCGGGCUCAAAUCAGUAUUGCACAUGGUAUUGCUUUUUUUUUGUGGCAAAGUAGUUUGUAACCGUAGUUUCGUAAUUUUGUAAAAGCUUUGCCAAUCCUUUUUAAAUGUGUAGACGCUUCUCAGUGCGCCGCAUAGCAUGCAUGCAUAUAUAGCACGACAAAGAUUUAGAAAAUUAGAAUUGUUCCUUUAUGCGAAGGAUUACCGUCGAGUGUAUUCAGACUUUUUUUUCGAUGGUAAUCUUUUCGGCAAGUCGUUCCAGCAGUUUAAAACGUUUAAAUGGACUAAGUUGAACAUGAUAUAUACAUUAAGCAAACAACUCACAGUAUUUUAUUUGGAGCUCAGUUAUCUAAUUGAUCGUAAUUAUCGUAAUCAAGCAAUUGUGUUCAAUAACAAAUUAACACACUGUCAGCAAUUAUUUUCGGCCCCAAACUCAAAACGAACCACACAGCUAGAGAGAACCGAGAAAAGAACAUGACAUACUGCCUACAAUGAUUUAAGUUAGGAACUUUUUUAUUAGCUAAGUUAACCAUUUAUCCACACAAAUUUUAUAUAUCGGUGCAGGUGUAAGCCAGUUCGUGCAUCAACAUCCGAGGCAGAGGGAUAAACAAUUAAUAAUUGAUUUAAUUGGGAUGGAAUGGCUCUGUUCAUAGUCUUGGAUUAUUGAGCACAAAGAUGGCAAAUAGAAUUGGCAGUUUUUUAAAGGAGCUAAAAGGCGCCGAACAAGGAGUAUGUAGAGCAAACAACAUUAAUUUUAGGAUACGCUUGGCAUUGGUUUGCUUAGUAAUUAGUGAAUUGAUAACAUAAAAUACGUUUCUUUAUAUGAAUAUUUUCCCAGCAAGCUCAGUCGCUGCUAGAACACUCUAAUAAACCUUAUUCUAGAAAGCACGACGUAAAGUAUUACGAUUAACAAUAUCAGAAAUAAAUAUUUUAGCAUACGAUGUUGAAAAAUAUAUUGCAAAACGUUUUACUUUUGACUCGAAUCCAAAUACGUACCCUACAAAAACCCGACGUCUUGCUUUUGUUGGUUUCUGCGAGUAUGUGACUUGAAGAGCUACUAAAUACUGAAAACAGUGACUAGAUUUAUUACCAGACGGAAACCUAUACGAGUAUAUGUAAAUAGUUGAUUUCGUUUAUGUUGAUCGACUUCUAUCUAUAUUCAAAAUGCAUAGCAAAAAUUUAGGAAUCUGGUGAGGAAAAUGUCGGUUCCCGUGAAAAGGUAUAGCCACCUUAAGUAAAAAUUCAGAAACAGCAAUGAAAAAUACAAAUGAAAUCAAAUGCAUUGAAUAAAACUCGUCAAGAGGAAUGUGUUAACAAGCUAAAGCAAAACAAGAAAACAAAUAUAAACAAAUAUAUAUAAAUAAAUAUACAGAAGCGAAUGCAGAGCAAAUAGCAUGCCCAAACUAUACCUACAUUAUUGAAUAAAGAUGUAAGACAUAAUAGCGAGGUAAAGUAAACAACCAUUAAUUUUUGAUAGAUUUACAUAAAUUAAACACUUUCUCCUAAAUAAAACAGAUCAUCCACAAGGUA